CCUCCACCGACGAUUGCCACAGGCGGGAGUUCCCCGAACUCCCCGUGGCCGUUAUGUGGAGAAUAAGCAGUCCAAUUACUUUGGUCUCACGACCUCUAUCCAUUUAUCCGACCUCUGAGUCAAAACAGAAUGGCUUCCGCAACUGUCGUUAAAACGCUGGCCAAGAAAAACAUUGGUGUGUUCACAAACCCCAAGCAUGACCUAUGGGUGGCAGAGGCAACACCGUCUGUGGAGGAUGUAAAGAGUGGGAAAGGGUUGAAGCCUGGAGAAGUCACUAUUGAGGUUCGCAGCACAGGGAUCUGCGGUUCCGAUGUGCAUUUCUGGCACGCGGGUUGUAUUGGACCCAUGAUUGUUACCGGAGACCAUAUUCUGGGUCAUGAAUCUUCUGGUCAAGUCAUCGCGGUAGCACCUGACGUUACCAGUCUCAAACCUGGCGAUCGCGUGGCUAUCGAGCCCAACAUCAUCUGCAACGCGUGCGAACCUUGCCUCACCGGACGGUAUAACGGUUGCGAAAGAGUCCAGUUUUUGUCUACCCCUCCCGUCGAUGGACUGCUUCGUCGCUACGUUAAUCACCCGGCCAUAUGGUGUCAUAAGAUUGGUAACAUGAGCUACGAGGAUGGGGCCAUGCUGGAACCUCUCAGUGUGGCUCUGGCAGGAAUCGAACGCAGUGGUCUUCGUCUAGGUGACCCAUUGUUGAUCACUGGUGCUGGACCUAUUGGUCUCAUUACUCUGCUCAGCGCGCAUGCUGCGGGAGCCACACCUAUCGUUAUCACCGACAUUGACGAGGGUCGGUUAAAGUUCGCCAAAUCGCUGGUCCCCGGGGUCCGCACUUACAAAGUUGAAAUCGGGCUCUCUCCAGAACAGACUGCGGAUGGUAUUAUCAACACCAUGAAUGAUGGUCAAGGGUCCGGGCCAGAAGCCUUGCGACCCCGACUUGCUCUUGAGUGUACCGGAGUGGAGAGCAGCGUGGCUUCUGCAAUCUGGAGCGUCAAGUUCGGUGGAAAGGUUUUCGUUAUCGGUGUCGGCAAGAAUGAGAUGAAAAUUCCAUUCAUGCGUUUGAGUACUAUGGAGAUCGAUCUUCAGUACCAGUACCGUUACUCCAAUACCUGGCCCAGGGCCAUUCGGCUCGUCAAGAACGGCCUCAUCGAUCUGAAGAAACUUGUGACUCACCGCUUCGUCCUGGAGGAUGCUCUCAAAGCCUUCGACACGGCUUCUAACCCGAAAACGGGCGCUAUCAAGGUUCAGAUCAUGAGCUCGGAAGAAGACGUCAAGGUUGCUUCGGUUCUUAAUGGUGUCUAAAUGAUUUUGUUUCGUCCUUUGCAUCUCUCUGUUCCGGUGGAUAGAACCUUCUGUCUUGUUUCUUUUACAUACGUGAUGAACCUUGCAUGAUUAUUUAAUGGUGACCUGUUGGCGAUUGGGAGGCAUAAAGGUUAUGUAGGCAGCUCUAUCUGACUAUUCUCUGUUGACAGAACGAUAGAAAUAUACCUGUCCAUAUAGAUUAUGGAUUACUCUUGAUACAUUGGAAUACAGGAUUUGUAAUGUCAAUCCAUCCCAUUCAAUCCAAG
Monascus purpureus is the source of this 1565-nucleotide messenger RNA. The record is from the annotation of a GenBank genome assembly. NCBI's taxonomy places the organism in Eukaryota, Fungi, Ascomycota, Eurotiomycetes, Eurotiales, Aspergillaceae.